UGUUAUGAUUUAUACUUAAAAUUGAAACUUCUAUAGUUCAUUCGUUAGUAUCAUGCACAUGAGUGUCACAUGUGAGGAUAAGAUGAUCAUUUCAUCCCCCGUUUCAUCCCUUCAGACUUCCAUAGUCACUCUCCAGUCGUCCCCUUCCCCUCUCUCUUGCUUUUCCGACAUAUUAUGGACCUCAGCAGCUCUGCUCCUCUUCGAUGAACUCCGCGGCGGCGCUGAGUUCAGUUGCUGUGGCACAUACAAUUGGGCAUGUAGCAGCUACUGUUAGUAUGUCUAAGGUUGCAGUUUCCUUCACCCAUAUCAUCAAGAGUGGAGAGCCAGCUUUCAGUGUAUUGGUUUCGAGGUUCUUGCUGGGCGAGUCCUUCCCUAUAUCAGUCUACCUGUCCCUCCUUCCAAUCAUCGGUGGUUGCGGUCUUGCUGCCUUGACAGAGCUUAACUUUAACAUGAUAGAUAAUCUUUGGGCACCGACGGUGGGGAAGAACUGGAGGAGGUGUGCGAGUUUGAGGGUGAGCGAGCCUGGAUUGGCCUCAUUGCAGUGGCUGAGGAAGGGGAAGGUGGUGAUGGUGGGCGGGGGGAAAGGAAGAAUGUGGGGACGGGGUGAAAGCAGGAAAGGGAUGAACAACAAAUUCAUAUGAUUUUUUAAAGAUAUU
Molecule: messenger RNA, 656 nt
Organism: Malus domestica (apple)
Lineage: Eukaryota; Viridiplantae; Streptophyta; Magnoliopsida; Rosales; Rosaceae
Product: glucose-6-phosphate/phosphate translocator 1, chloroplastic-like
Cellular component (GO): Golgi apparatus
Molecular function (GO): triose-phosphate transmembrane transporter activity; antiporter activity; phosphoglycerate transmembrane transporter activity
Source: RefSeq, a predicted model, not a curated record